Messenger RNA from Bradysia coprophila, 752 nucleotides. RefSeq lists its product as uncharacterized. The record is from RefSeq and is a predicted model, not a curated record. Lineage: Eukaryota; Metazoa; Arthropoda; Insecta; Diptera; Sciaridae.
GUUUUGUCAUCAGCAGUCAGUUCAUUACGAAUCGUUAUAACUAAGACGUAAAGCUAAAGAUCGAACAUGAAAAUUCCAUUUGUUUUCCUUGUUAUUUGUGUGGUCGUUUCAUUUGCUCUACCUGAGCGCAACCGAUCCGUUAACAACGAUGUGAGGGAGCAAGCCGAGCAACAACAAGAACCUGAAAAUUUCAAUCAAGAAGCAGCGGUCGUAAAUGAUGAACUAAUCGAUAACCGAGAUGAAAAUUUGGACGAAAAAAUUAUCUCGUCAAAUCAAACAGCUGCUGAAGGAGACAAACGCAAUAAUUGGAUAAGACGUAGACACAAUCGAAGAUUUUGGCUUAGAAAUGUAGAAGGAAGACGUGGCAGAAAUAGUACUGAUGAGAUGAAUAAAGGAGAACGCAGACAUCCUAUUAUGCAUACCACGAUUUGGCAAGAAGCACAAACGUUAUUGCCGGGUAAUGGGAUAUUUGGCACUGAAAAUAGUCAUCGUAGACACCAUCAUCGUCAUCAUCAUCACCAUCACCACAAAAAUUGUACCACUACUACAGUACCACCAUCAACGACCACUACAACUACGCCUACACCAAUGUCUGAAAUGGAAGAGAUGGCAUUGUAUCGUCAUCUGACUCCCAACUGAUGGCAUUUAUCAAGGAAUCCUAGGUGAUGAUGCAGGACCACUUACCACGUAACUGCUAGUUACAUUAUUUUCAGUGAAUUGAAAGCGAAGACAAAAUAAAAUAGAUUUUUGCA